This is a messenger RNA of Periophthalmus magnuspinnatus, 2291 nucleotides long. RefSeq names its product UDP-glucuronosyltransferase 2A2-like. The coding region runs from base 41 to 2251 and encodes 736 amino acids. The record is from RefSeq and is a predicted model, not a curated record. Gene Ontology annotation, molecular function: UDP-glycosyltransferase activity. The transcript is spliced from 7 exons. NCBI's taxonomy places the organism in Eukaryota, Metazoa, Chordata, Actinopteri, Gobiiformes, Gobiidae.
AGAUCAGAGUGCAACAGCGUUUUACUCACAGACGGUCGCCAUGAAACUGUAUCUGUGCAUCGUGUUGCUGUCUUUUCUGCCAUGGACCAUCUGCGGGGAAAAAAUACUGGUGUGGUACACUGAAGGAAGCCACUGGAUCAACAUGAAGCCGGUGCUGGAGGAGCUGGUCCAUCGGGGGCACCAGGUAACAGUCCUGACUCCAAGCACGUCCAUGUUUAUGAACACAAGCGAGCAGGCACUUUUCGACUAUGAGCCCUUUCCAGUCGAGGUGUCACUGAAAGAAAUGGAGGAAUUCAUGGAGACAUUUCUACAUUUCUCCAUGUACGAGAUGGACCACAUGAACUACCUGCAGAUUUACAUGAAACUUAUUGAACUCAUGGAAACUGACAUGAAAUUUUCAUUGAUAUUUUUGGAUGGAGUGGUGAAAUCAGACACACUAAUGAACAAACUGAAAGCAGGCAAAUAUGACCUCUUGUUUUCUGACCCCAUCUACCCAGGGAGUGACUUGGUUGCAGAUAUUUUGGGGAUACCGCUGGUCUUCUCUCUUCGGUUUUCUUUGGCCAAUAAUUGGGAAAGGCACUGUGGCCAGGUUCCUGCUCCACCCUCUUUUGUCCCAGGAGCCAUGAGUAAACUGACAGACAAGAUGAGCUUUUCAGAGCGAGUGUUUAACAUUCUCUUCUAUGCAUUGAAUGAUGCUGUUGCAGAAUUUUCCCUUACGUCAAAAUUGGAUGAAUAUUAUACUGACAUCAAGGGAAGCCACUGGAUCAACAUGAAGCCGGUGCUGGAGGAGCUGGUCCAUCGGGGGCACCAGGUAACAGUCCUGACUCCAAGCACGUCCAUGUUUAUGAACACAAGCGAGCAGGCACUUUUCGACUAUGAGCCCUUUCCAGUCGAGGUGUCACUGAAAGAAAUGGAGGAACACAUGGAGACAUUUCUACAUUUCUCCAUGUACGAGAUGGACCACAUGAACUACCUGCAGAUUUACAUGAAAUUUAUUGAACUCAUGGAAAAUGAGAUGAAGUUUUCGUUUGCAUUUUUGGAUGGAGUGGUGAAAUCAGACACACUAAUGAACAAACUGAAAGCAGGCAAAUAUGACCUCUUGUUUUCUGACCCCAUCUUCCCAGGGAGUGACUUGGUUGCAGAUAUUUUGGGGAUACCGCUGGUCUUCUCUCUUCGGUUUUCUUUGGCCAAUAAUUGGGAAAGGCACUGUGGCCAGGUUCCUGCUCCACCCUCUUUUGUCCCAGGAGCCAUGAGUAAACUGACAGACAAGAUGAGCUUUUCAGAGCGAGUGUUUAACAUUCUCUUCUAUGCAUUGAAUGAUGCUGUUGGAGAAUUUUCCCUUACGUCAAAAUUGGAUGAAUAUUAUACUGACAUCAAGGGGAAACCAACUAGUGCUUGUGAACUCAUGGGCAAAGCAGACAUCUGGCUCAUGAGAACUUACUGGGAUUUUAAUUUUCCACAUCCUUUCCUUCCCAACUUUAAAUAUGUGGGUGGGAUUCACUGCAGACCCGCUAAGCCCUUACCCAAGGAUAUAGAAGAAUUUGUGGAGAGCUCUGGAGAUGCCGGAAUUGUCGUCUUUACGCUCGGAUCCAUGAUCAACAACCUGACUGCAGAAAAGGCAAACAUGAUUGCUUCAGGCCUCGCUCAGAUACCACAGAAGGUGCUUUGGAGGUACAGUGGAGAGAAACCUCAAAGUCUGGGUGCCAACACAAGAAUUUACAACUGGAUCCCACAGAAUGACCUACUUGGUCAUUCCAAGACCAAAGCAUUCAUCACUCAUGGGGGCACAAAUGGCAUCUAUGAGGCCAUCUACCACGGUGUUCCUAUGGUGGGUCUCCCAAUGUUUGCUGACCAACCAGAAAACAUGGUCCACAUGAGAGAAAAGGGAGCUGCAAUUUCUUUGGACUUUAAUUUUAUAACAUCAGAGGAUCUACGAGAUGCCGUCAACACUGUAAUCACCGACAAAUCUUAUAAAGCCAACGCCAUGCGCCUGUCAGCUAUCCACCAUGACAGACCAAUAAGUCCUCUGGAUGAAGCUGUAUUCUGGAUUGAGUUUACGAUGAGACACAAAGGGGCCAAGCAUCUGAGAGUGGAAGCUCAUAACCUUACCUGGUACCAGUACCACUGUCUGGACGUGGUCGCUUUCCUUUUGUCAGUGACUCUGCUUCUCCUUUAUCUUUUACUCAAAACUUGCAAGUUUUGUUUGCAGAAAUGCUGUGGCAGAAAAGACCGUAAAACAAAAGCAGAAUAAUUGGUAAUGCACUCUCUAAAGUUUAACCAUCUUGUGUUAU